Molecule: messenger RNA, 1615 nt
Organism: Trematomus bernacchii (emerald rockcod)
Lineage: Eukaryota; Metazoa; Chordata; Actinopteri; Perciformes; Nototheniidae
Product: interleukin-15-like
Exons: 6
Coding region: 197-727 (176 amino acids)
Biological process (GO): positive regulation of immune response; positive regulation of T cell proliferation; positive regulation of cytokine production
Cellular component (GO): extracellular region
Molecular function (GO): cytokine receptor binding; cytokine activity
Source: RefSeq, a predicted model, not a curated record
UUCGGCAGCAUGACGCGCAGCGGCGGGGCAGCAGGGCGUCGGUCUCUGGAGCGACAUCUGGACCGCAGUCCCGCUCCUCGGAGCCGCUAAUACCACCACGACCCAUGAGACUAAAGAGCUUUCUAGGAACAAGUUAAAUGCAAACAUGUAAUCUCGGAUUGAUGCUCCACUGGGUAGGAGAGAGACCUCUGCACAGAUGAUAGACUUCAUGACGGCUUUCCCGGUAAUCCUCGUCGAGCCCACAUGCCACGGAGACCUGCGAGCGAAAGGCAUCCAGUUCCAUUCGACCUGUAAUCUAUGCAGAGAGAGCCACACAACUCAGGUCUGGCUUUGUUUCUUAGUUCUGAGCUUCCUGAGUACAUCUCCGUGUGCUGCCUCUUUGCCAGAGACACGUGAAUUACAGAUCUGCUUUGAUGGUCUGAGAGAAGCCAUUAAGAAUUCUAGCGCUAUGCUGUAUGCUCCUAAUGAAGUAAUGAAUGACGUUGAAGAGAACUGUACACUGAUGUUGCUCAAAUGUUACAUGUUGGAGUUGAUGAUAGUCAUACACGAAGAAGAAAUUAAAACCAUUGACGUAAACUGCAUCUUUGAAUUCAAUCACCAUUAUCUGGAGAAACAUAAUACUGAUGGCUGUCGACGACCAUGUGAAUCGUACCCUCUUGUAAAUAUUACAAGAUUCUCGGAAAGACUACAAAGUUUUUUGGAAGAAAUGAAUAGUCGUAUGCCGUAAAUACUGUGAGCCACACAUGUUCAUUUGUAAAUAUCUGUAAAUAAUUUGUUUUUAUUUUGUAAAUAUAAUGCUACGCAUGCCGUCCGGUAUUUUGUAUCAAAGUGAAUCUAAAUGUAUAGAAUGAUUGCUUUUAACUGUACAGAGGAAGUCUCUAUGUGCCACAAUCUGCCUUUCAGUUGUACUGUUUAAAGAGAAGUAUCAGCAUCAAGUACUACUACUGUGUAUACAGAAUGUAUAAUAUUAUUAAGCUCAUUGCUAUGCACUACUGAAUGUCACAUUUACGCAGUAUAUGCCUUAUGAACUCCAGUAUCUUCAGAAUCAUUGCUUAUCCAGUAAAUGAUAUCUCAACAAUUAAGUCUUUCAUUGUUUUUGUGGUUCUUUUAUCUCAAGCUUUUGUCAAAACUGCUUUUUAGUUCAGUCGAGUUUACAUUCAGGGAUUGUGGAAAUUCAGAUUGCAUUAGCCUUAUGUUUAAACAAUGCAAGCGUUUGUGGUGCAGGUGUGAUGAGUCCGAUAGAAAUGUAAUAUGAUCCAGAAUAGAUCAGAGAGUUUGGUUAUCAGACAGUGAGAAAACAGGAUAUUAGAAGUCGAGGAAGUUAUCAUGGUGGCUAUCUCUUAUCAAUCAUGAGGUAUGAAGAAAUAUAAGAAUCACGUCACAAAGUAAUCUACUGGGAAUGUGUCCUAGAAUGUAUUUAUUGGACGAAGCAGCAUCAGUCCGGAUAAUGUAGUACCCGGUGACCAUGUGUUUUUUUUUGCAGGCUGGCCUCAUAUAAAAGUAAUUAUGGAGACAUUAAGGGCUAAAGUUUGUCUGAACGCACUCACUUAUCAUUAUCUUUGUGGUCUAACAAAAUUACUGAGUGCAUUUCCUUCCUCAUAAAACAUUUAAACAA